This is a messenger RNA of Opisthorchis viverrini, 339 nucleotides long. RefSeq lists its product as hypothetical. Lineage: Eukaryota; Metazoa; Platyhelminthes; Trematoda; Opisthorchiida; Opisthorchiidae. The annotation marks the transcript as partial. The transcript has a single exon. The record is from RefSeq and is a predicted model, not a curated record.
AAGUACCUACAGUUGAGAAGUCAUUUGCAACGUACUGAUUUGAUCGAAGCUAUUCUUUCCGACUUUGUUCAACAACAUCAACCGUCAACACCAACCGUCCUUAGAGGCCUCACUGGGUCUUCGCUAAGUCUCCGUGUUCUCCCGGUAUCGUCAAAUCCAGUGGACACAAAACAUACAACGAACUUCGAUCUUGUCAAUUCUGUGUUACGUUUGGGGCAGACAGAAGAAAGCAGUGGCUUUUGGCCAACUUAUCUGAGCAUUCCCCAUGGAGGUGAACAGGAGUCGAUCGGUUUGUCCAGUAUGGUUGUGUCCCAGUGGACUUGUCUUCCAGAACUGAUA